Molecule: messenger RNA, 2224 nt
Organism: Aspergillus sclerotioniger CBS 115572
Lineage: Eukaryota; Fungi; Ascomycota; Eurotiomycetes; Eurotiales; Aspergillaceae
Product: putative very-long-chain acyl-CoA synthetase family protein (CefD1)
Exons: 3
Coding region: 268-2160 (630 amino acids)
Molecular function (GO): long-chain fatty acid-CoA ligase activity; long-chain fatty acid transmembrane transporter activity
Source: RefSeq, a predicted model, not a curated record
AGAAAAAAAGAAGUAUGCCGCCAGUGGUUGAAUUCAAGCCGAGGUUGCAACCUGGGGCGACCCCGCAGGAAGCUAUUGGAAGUCGCUUGAUUUGUUUUUGAAGCAGAUCAUCACUGCUGAAUGCGGAGGACUGCUGAACCGAGGGUCGUCGGCAAUCCGCCUCCCAGAGCCCCAGUUCUCCCAGGCCCAAACCCUCCCUGAAAUCUUCCGCCUCCAUUGCCGCUGCGCCUUUCCUCCCCAACGCUUUUGCGCUCAACACUGCCGACCAUGGCCUUAGCGACUGCUGGUGCCGUUGCUCUAGCGGCCUAUCUGGACGCCAAGUUUCACCUCACCCGCGAUGUCGCCAGUCUCCGCGCCACCCGGCGCGCCCUCCGCGAGACGGAAAAGGCCGCCGCCCAGGGCCAGCUGAGUCCGUGGCUCGCGUUCACGGCGACGGCGGCCAAAUACCCCGACAUGGACUGUCUCUGGACCCGGGAACGCUCUUGCACCUACCGUGAGACCCUGACGGCUGCGGCGCGGUACGGCCAUUUCUUCCGCUCCCGCGGCGUGCAGAAAGGCGACCUCGUCGCCUUCUAUUUGCAGAACGGCGUCGAGUUUAUUUUUGCCUGGCUGGGUCUCUGGAGCAUCGGCUGUGCCCCUGCCGCCAUCAACUAUUCUCUCGCCGGUGAUGCCUUGGUGCACUGUCUCACCAUCAGCGGAGCCAAGCUGGUCCUGGUUGACCCGGACCCCGAAUGCAUCGCUCGGGUGGAGGAGCGGAGGCCCACCCUCGAGAAAGAACUGGGCAUGGAACUGGUCACCGUGAAUGACACCCUCACCAACCAGCUGCUGGCCUUGCCCGCCUCCAUCCCUGAGGAUGGCCGGCUCGCCCACAACGUGCCCCCGUCCUCUCCGGCCAUCCUUCUCUACACAUCCGGGACCACCGGCCUCCCCAAAGGCUGUGCUUUCACGACAUCCCGGAUGUACACUGUUCUGAGGGUCCGGGGCAGCAGCACGAACAACACGGACGGCCCCAACGGGGACCGCUGGUACGGCGCCAUGCCGCUCUACCAUGGCACCUCAGCCAUUACGCUGAUGGGCAACCUCCUCGGCGGCACGAGCAUUGCAAUUGCACCCCGGUUCAGCGUCCGCGGCUUCUGGCGCGAUAUCCGUGAUUCGAAAGCCACCGUGUUUGUCUAUGUGGGUGAAGUGGUCCGGUACUUGUUGGCGGCGCCACCCUCGCCGCUGGAUCGCCAGCAUCGGGUGCGCAUGAUGUACGGAAAUGGGCUGCGGCCGGACGUGUGGGAGCGGUUCCGGGAGCGGUUCGGGGUGGCGGAAGUCGGCGAGUUCUUCAAUAGCACCGAGGGCAUCUUCGUACUAUUCAAUGCCAAUCGGGGGCCGUUUACCGCGGGGUGUGUGGGACACCAUGGGCUGCUGCUCCGGUUGGCGUUGCGCAAUACGUACGUGCCGGUGGUGAUUGAUCCGACCACCGAGGAUGCGGUUCGCGAUCCGAAGACGGGACUGGCCAAGCGGGCCGCGUAUGAAGAGGGUGGGGAGAUGUUGGUGCGCGUGCCGGACAAAAAGGCUUUCCAGGGGUACUGGCGGAAUGAACAGGCCACGCAGAAGAAAUUCAUGCAGGACGUGCUGCAAAAGGGGGAUUUGUGGUACCGGUCGGGCGAUGCGCUGCGACGGGACUCGGAUGGUCGAUGGUACUUCCUCGAUCGGCUGGGCGAUACCUUUCGGUGGAAGAGCGAGAACGUAUCGACGGCCGAAGUGGCCCAGGUGCUGGGGCAGUAUCCCGGCAUCCAGGAAGCCAACGUCUACGGCGUGCUAGUCCCCAACCACGAAGGGCGCGCCGGCUGCGCGGCUUUGCAGCUCAGCCCCGAGGCGCAAAGUCCUGGCGGGUUUGAUUGGAAGGGUCUGGCGAGAUUCGCGAGGGCGCAACUGCCGCGAUAUGCGGUGCCAGUGUUCCUGCGCCUGGUACAGAACUCAGCGCAUAUCCACAACCACAAGCAGAACAAGGUACCGCUGCGCGACGAGGGAGUCGAACCGGCCAAGUUAGGGACCAAGGCGGUGGAAGGACAAAAUGACCGGUUGUACUGGCUGCCUCCAGGGGAAGGGGGAUACAUUGAAUUUGGCGAGCGAGACUGGCAGAGACUGGUUGGGGGGGAGGCCAAGUUGUAAAUACAUAUUAGAUGCAUGUAUACGGAAGCGUCAUCGAGUACCAUUAAGGGAUGGGCAUCGCAUU